UUGUUUGAUGUAGCAUUCCGGUUGAGCAAGAGACCAUGUCUGGAGAUAUAAGUAUGUUCUUCUUUAGCUUCUUUCAUUCCCUUGUUCAUAUUAUUGAUAUUCCUUAUGAUAUUCCUGAUUUCUUCUUUGGGGUAUCUUCUUUCGAUAGCCCAACCGUACUGGUAGAGAAGCUCUCAUCUUCACUUAUACAAACUGUUGUACUUACAAUAGCCCAGUUUUUAAGGGGAAUGCUUACUGUUCCUCAGACUCAAGCAGGGUCUUCUGUGUUUUUGAAAUAAUUAGACCACCUUAUUGGUGAGAGAUAGCCUUUGAAGAUGAGAAAGAAAUGAAUCCUUCUCGAGAGAAGGUACCAUACAAUAUUGUAGAACCCCUAGAAAUUUCUGUUGUCAUUUCUCCCAUUUUG
Molecule: messenger RNA, 403 nt
Organism: Moneuplotes crassus
Lineage: Eukaryota; Ciliophora; Spirotrichea; Euplotida; Euplotidae
Source: the annotation of a GenBank genome assembly